Molecule: messenger RNA, 850 nt
Organism: Dentiscutata erythropus
Lineage: Eukaryota; Fungi; Glomeromycota; Glomeromycetes; Diversisporales; Gigasporaceae
Source: the annotation of a GenBank genome assembly
AUGUUUAUACUUUCUCGCGCCAUUAAAAAUGCUUCAUUUAAAUUACUCAAUAAGACAGCCCGGAUUUCUCAUCCAUUUGGAGUACGAUAUAGGACGGAGCAAACUUCUAAUGCGCUAAAGAUUAAGCAACUUGAAAAUUUGCUUUCAACACAACGCAAAGAAAAGAUGGUCAGACAAACAUUUAAUUUUGAAACUGUCUUACAAAUUGCGCAAAGGUUAACAUUAGCAGGAAAAAACAAUGACAUUGUAACAGAAUUAAUUUCAGCAUUUCGAAUAAAUGAAGUCGUUAAAUCUUUUUCAAGUAUUGAGGUUGAAGAUAUUCGUCAACUUCUUGCAGUUGAGAGCGGUGAUUUAACUUUCAAGGACGAUAUAUCAUUGAAGCCUUCAAAACUUUUUGAAGAUGUAAUGGAAAGGGUAUUCCGACGUUGGAAUCUAAGUCUAGAAAGUGCAAGGAGAACUAUAGUCGAUACAUACUUAUUAGAAGCGGUUGACCAUGCAUAUGAUCCGAAAACUUAUAACAUCGGAGACAAAUUAGCAAUAUACCCAGAGUAUUAUAUCACACCCCAAAAUGUUGAAAGCAAUUUGACUUUAAGGGGUUCAGUUGAUUAUAUUUCUGCUGAAAGAGGGGAACCUACCAAUGUGGCACUUACAGCCGGGCAUAGUUCACCGAAUAACUGUGUGUUUUGUGCUGUUGAAGCAAAGAAAGAUGAAUCGUUUGCUCAAGGUACUGGCGAACUUAUUGGGCAAAUGAAGGCACUACAUAUAAGAGAAAAAAAACCUAUUAAUGGUGUACUCACGGAUGGAUUGAGAUGGAUGUUCUACCAUUUAGACGAUAACAUUUAUUAUGAAA